Amoebophrya sp. A25 is the source of this 209-nucleotide messenger RNA. The record is from the annotation of a GenBank genome assembly. Lineage: Eukaryota; Dinophyceae; Syndiniales; Amoebophryaceae.
GGAAUUGGGAUUACCGGCAGUGGACUAGAAUUGAGCUUUCUGCCUUCGGGCCCGCUGCCAGCACCACCACCGCAUACGGCAGAGACCGUCACAGGCAUGAAACUCGUCUCACGCGCACAGCAACCGCAGAUUGCUAGUAAGGGCGGUAAUGUUAAACCUACGAUGAUGAUGAUGAUGAGUGCUGGUGCUGCGAAUAACAUGCAGUUGAG